AUGCAUUCAUGGGUAGUAGCUAUUGGAAUUAAAAAUUCUACAGAAUGGAGUUAUGGCUCGCUUAUUUCUGAUAACGCUGUCCUCACUUCUGCUGCUGUAGUUGCUAAUGUCCAUGAGAGUGAUUUAACAGUCAUGAGAGAAUGUAAAAUUUUAUCUCUUCCAAUUGUUCCUAUGGAACUAUGUGAUAAAAGAAAAGUUUCAAACAUUAAAAAGUUCCAGAAUGAUAUAGUUAUUUUAAUUUUAAACUUGUCAUUUAAUCUAAAAAAAAUGAUAAAUAUAGCUAAAGAUCUUCAUGAUAUUGAUAAAAAGAAUUGUCUUUUCAUGCAAUGGGACUUUAUUAAUAUGCGAGAUUCUACGGUCCAAAAUGCAAUAAUAAAUUCGUACAAAGUUUUCUUCUUAGAAGAUGAAUUUAAUAUUGCAAAAUUAAUUCACAACCGAUUAAGAAAUCAAGAUAUCGAGUAUGCUAUUUCAAACGUUACAGCAAUACUCCUUCAAGAACAAGAUGGACAUAAUGCGACUAUAGAUAUGUCAAGAGAAUUUUUAGGGAACCCUUUGAUUUGUACUCUAAAAUCAAACCAAUCAACUUACGUUCAGAUUGGAGUAGCAGCAGGUUAUUUAAUGUUACCAAGAUCGAAUGAUUUUAAAUUAAUUUUAGGACGAUAUUACGUUGAUGUUGUAGAGGAAAGGCUCAAAAUAACUGCAUUUAUAGAAAGAAACAGAUAA
Messenger RNA from Chelonus insularis, 723 nucleotides. RefSeq lists its product as uncharacterized. The transcript is spliced from 5 exons. Bases 1 to 723 code for a protein of 240 amino acids. The record is from RefSeq and is a predicted model, not a curated record. NCBI's taxonomy places the organism in Eukaryota, Metazoa, Arthropoda, Insecta, Hymenoptera, Braconidae.